Molecule: messenger RNA, 1749 nt
Organism: Drosophila obscura
Lineage: Eukaryota; Metazoa; Arthropoda; Insecta; Diptera; Drosophilidae
Exons: 3
Coding region: 1-1749 (582 amino acids)
Source: RefSeq, a predicted model, not a curated record
AUGCACCAGCUGGCCAUCGACGAGGGUAAUCCCUACCCUCUUGGCUUAGCUGCUCUGCAACAGGAGUUCUAUGUUGAUGAUCUCAUCUCUGGCGGCAACUCGGUCGCAGAGGUCAUGGAAAAGAUGCGCCAAACUUCAAGUCUACUGUCUUGCGCUUGGGACCCUGCGUCGGAUCAGCUGCUGUUUGCCUUGUCCGCGCUGGACUCGAAUUCAAGGCCCUCCAAGCGGUCGGUUUUGUCAACUAUUGCGCGUUUCUACGACCUUCUUGGAUUGAUUAAUCCUGUUAUUGUCAGGUACAAUAUCUUUCUUCAGCAGCUUUGGAGAGAACAUUUGGACUGGGAUGAAAGCCUACCGACAGCGCUGCACUCAACUUGGAUUGACCUGAGAAACAGUUUGGCAAGCAUCUCUCGCAUUUCCUUUCCUAGCGUUGUCCAUCAUUCCAGCACAAUUGUAGAGGUUCAUGGAUUUUGUGAUGCCAGCAUGGAAGCAUAUGGUGCUUACCGUGUCCAGGCAAGGGGAGUCGUCGAGCAAUGUUUUGUGCUCAAAGUCUCGAGUGGCGCCACUAAAAUCAUUGUCGAUUCCAAAGCUGGAAUUGAGUGGAGCCCAUUUGCUUGCGAAGGUUAUGCGCAACUUAGAGGAGACGGGAAUUUUCCAGGUCAGUUUUACUGCUGGUCGGAUUCAUCUACGGCGUUAUCUUGGAUUCGGGAUGAGCCAGCCAAAUUUCAGGUUUUCGUGUCAACAAUUCAGGAGUUGACGCAAGGCAUGGAAUGGCGCUUUGUUCCCACAUUGUUGAAUCCCGCUGAUAUCCUCUUCAGAGCCUCGCUUCCCAGCUACCUCAUCCAGUCAGAUCUGUGGUUUCACGGCCCCUCGUUUUUGUUAGGUACUAAGGAUGAGUGGCCUGUAUCUGCCGUUUCUGAAACUCCGACCAUUGAGCUUCGCAAGCGUGUAUUGCUGAUCGCGUCUCCACAUGCCGAUCUCACGUCCGGAUGCAAAUAUGCUAAUUCUUUCUUUGGCAUGCAGCGCACAUUCGCCUACAUGCAUAAAUUCGUUCAUCGUCUUAGGCAUCCUGGACUCACGGUUUCUGACAUACAGCAAGGAACGCAUCUUCUUGUUCGACACGUUCAGCUGGCAAGUUUGUGGUCGGACAUAAAGGAGAUUAGACGCAAUGGGCAAGUCAGGAAGUCUAGCUCCAUCAGUUCGCUAUCUCCGUUCAUCGAUCCGUCUGGUUUACUUCGAGUUGGAGGUCGUCUCGGCAACUCAUCGCUCCCGUUAAAUGCUCAGCACCCGCUUAUUUUGCCCAAGGGACAUCCUUUAAAAUCUGCAAUGAUAAGCUACUAUCAUCAACGGAACCUCCAUGCCGGACCUCGCACCUUGCUUCCUAAAAUUCGAUUAGAAUAUUGGCCUAUUGGAGGAAUCAAAGCCGUCUCGAAAGCGGUUAGCAAGUGUGUAAGAAGCUUCAGGACGAGGCCGCGCAUGGUUGAGCACAUUAUGGGAGACUUGCCUAAGGAGCGUCUUAAAGGAUCGCAGGCCUUCGAAGUAACUGGAGUGGACUAUUGUGGACUGCGUUUUCACCGCAACUACACCAACUGCAGCAACGACAAAAUGAAAAAAUUAAGAUCUGCAGCCACACAGCGACGAUUUCAAUCUGCAGGCACAGAAACUACAGCAACAACUUCAAACUACAGACCCAUAGACUACAAACUGCAGCCAGUAUCGACUUCCGACUACAACCUCAGAAUCUUGAGCUAA